Klebsormidium nitens is the source of this 2100-nucleotide messenger RNA. The record is from the annotation of a GenBank genome assembly. NCBI's taxonomy places the organism in Eukaryota, Viridiplantae, Streptophyta, Klebsormidiophyceae, Klebsormidiales, Klebsormidiaceae.
AUGAGCGACACGGAGAUUGCAGAGAGAGCAGGCUUGGAUGCACUUGCUUAUGUUACGCUCUUCAAAACAGCUCUGAAGAUCUUUGGCGCGUCCUUUUUGUACUGCGUCAUCAUUGAGCUGCCAGUCAACGUCACGGCAAACUACUACGCUGAGUUCAACCAGCAGCCCAGCGUCGCGGGAGACCCGGACAGGCAGCUCCAGUUCUCAAACUUUGACAAGAUGAGCAUGGGGAACGUUGACAAGGGCUCCCCGCGCCUCUGGACGCACGUGAUCGCCGCGUACUGGGUGGCGUUCUCCUGUUACUUCAUCCUUUACACAAUUUACAAGAACAUGUCCCAUUUGCGGGCCCAAUUCCUGAGCUCCUUUGGUGCCAGGGCGACCGUGCGCCAAUACGCGGUGCUAGUGACAGACAUUCCUGCGAGUGAAACGGAUCGCCACUCCCAGGUCGAUAGCUUCUUUCACAGGCUGCACCCGAGGACGUAUGAGCGGGCGCAGGUCAUCACGAAACUGUCCGAGGUUGACAAGAAGUACAAGGAAAAAGAGAAGGUGCGCCGCAAGCUGGCCCACGCCGAGGCCGUGUACGCAGAGGCGCAGAAGAAGGACUCGGAGAAAGCCAAGCGGCCGCAGCACAAGACCGGCUUCCUCGGCCUCGUUGGGGAGAAGGUUGACACGAUUGACUGGUGCCAGAAGCGGCUGGCGGAACUAGGCCCGGAGCUGGCGGAAGAGCGGCGGAAGACCGUCAACGAGCGGACCAUUGACGCGGCGCUCGUCUUCUUCAACUCGCGCGCGGUUGCCACCAUGGCGGCGCAGUCCGCCCACGCCCGCAAGGCCGAGUCGUGGCAGACGCAGUUCGCGCCGGAGCCGCGUGACGUCAUCUGGGCCAACCUGGGCGUCAGCUGGUGGGAGCGGUUCGCGCGGCAGAGCAUUGUUUACGGCAUCACGUUUCUCAUCAUCUUCUUCUACAUGAUUCCCAUCACGAUCGUCUCCGGCUUCAGCACGCUCGACAACCUGCGCCAGUUCGCGCCCUUCCUCGACCCCGUGUUUGACAUCGGCGCGGUGAGGGCCAUCUUGCAGGGGUUCCUGCCGCAGCUGGCCCUGCUCAUCUUUCUCGCGAUCCUGCCCAAGCUGCUCUUCUUCCUCACCAAGCGCGAGGACCUGACGUCACUGUCGCACGCCGACCGCGGGACCGCCGGCAAGUUCUACUACUUCAUGGUGUUCAACGUGUUUCUGGGAGUCACCGUCGCUGGCUCUGCAUUUGGGCAGCUCAAACAGAUGACCACAAACCCGACCGGCAUCGUGGACCUCCUCGGGUCCUCCAUUCCGCAGCAAGCGACCUUCUUCAUCACCUACAUCGCCCUCCGCGGGUUUAUCGGCUACGGCCUGGCGCUCUCCCAGCUGAUCCGGGUGGUUAUCUACCUGGUUAAGCUCAAGUUCACGGUUAAGACCGAGGAGGACAAGCGGGAGGCGUGGGCGCCCGGGAGCUUCUUCUACGGAAAGAACGUGCCCAAAGACCUGCUCAUCGUGCUCCUCGGCCUGUGCUACGCGGUCAUUUCGCCGAUCAUCAUCCCCUUCUGCAUCGUCUACUUUGGUCUCGGGUACAUCAUCAACAAGAACCAGGCGCUGAAUGUGAUAGUCCCCGAGUACGAGUCCGGCGGCCGCAUGUACCCCCACAUCCACAAGCGCUUCGUGGCGUCGCUUUUCAUCGCGCAGCUGACGUUGCUGGGUUACAUGGGGAUCAUGAAGUUCACAUACACGCCGGUUAUGAUCCCGUUACCCGUGCUAACCGUGGUGUUCCACCUGUUCACCAAGAAGUGCCUCGAGACGCGAUUCACGGCGACGCCCAUCGAGGUCGCAAUUCAGGUCAGCUGGUUCUCCGACGUCUUUGGGGGGUUGGGUAACGGAGGAGUUGUUGAGAUGCUGGGGCAUCUGCAGGAAGUGAGCGAGGAGCCCACUGUAAGCGAGGUCGCUGCCGCAUACACGCCGGAGUGCAUGGGUGGUAUUGAGGACGUCGAGGCUUCGUUCUCAACAGCAGCACCGGCUUCAUCGAGGGAGUACGAGACGGUGUUGCUAAACGGCGGCAACGGGAAGGUCAUUGCAUAG